ACUAAUGAGUAUAUCAAAACCAAUUUCAUAACCAAAACUCUCCCCAUUUUUAGUUUCUUCUUUAGACUAAAGGGAUUGAGAUACAUAUGGGUGGUGCUGGGUUGUGAAAUAGGUAGUUUUAUGUGAGGCAUGACAAUCUAAUUUAUGGGAUAGGAAGAUUUAGAAUAUGUGAUCAACAAGUACUCGAAGGGAUGGAGAACCAACCACUGUUGAUUGAUUCAUUGCAUUCUUCCAAAACAAGACCGACUUAACUCGCUUGCUUCCAACUAGAGACGACUCUCGUUUUCCAAAGGCAACUGUUGUUAGUGUGUACUAUGGGGCGAGCGUCUGCUGACCACCCCCGGGUGGAUGUCUAACUGGGUUUUAACAAUGCGUGGCUUUCACGCUCUGUUGAUGUUAGGAGUACCAAAAAAAAAUUUUGAGGUCAGUAAAUUUAUGUUUACUGUGCCAUAAAGAUGAUGACCGACCGAAAUUUGAAUUUCAUCAACCCUAACUUUUGCCUCCGCCGCACAGAGCUGCUUUGGGAGGAGUUCACACUUUGAAUCUCAUCAACCCAAACUUUUUGCCUCCAGUCGUCCCCAUCGCUUGCCCCGAUACCUCACACCCACCAUGUACCACCCCCGCCGGGCUGUUAUCCUCCGCCACCGCCACCGCCUCCUCCUUAUUUUGCAUUAUCACCCUCAAUCUCGCCUUCAGCUACCUCCUCAGCAGCUCAAUCAGGUAGAAUGAAAGGAACUAAUAAUAAAUAUCUUCUCAAGUGAGAUGAAAACCUUAGCAGCGCUCCCUCUCGCGCUAACUGUAGUGCCGCCUCCCCAGGUCGGUAAUAAGCAGAGCCGCUCUGGCCGGCUUCCAACCCCAAGGCAUUUGGGUCAGUUUCCUCCCAUAACUUUUGAGCCUUCUAGUCUUCGGGUUCACCUACCCCUGUCAAGAUCUGCUGCUGUUAUCAAUGACUAUGGCGGCAGGAUUGUUCUAUUAUGCCCAGACCGUGGAGACGCCUACGGCGGUCCAAACAAGCCUUCAAACCUCAGACCUUUGGAUUCGAUCCUUUUUCUCCCGUCGACUGUCCUUGUGUUGUCAAGACUUGAACCGUCCUCUUGGGAAGGCUGCCUGCAAUCGUCGUGGUGGCCUGAUUGGUGGAGGCUCGAUUUUCAGAUCUCUGAACUGGAUGGUGGCGGUGGCCUAUACUAUGGUAGAGAGGUUUUUACAAUCAGGUUACCUUCGUCAAGAAGCAUAGCUGCUCGAUGGUGCAGUCCAAAGUCUGGGGAUCGUCACCAUGCUUCAUCGUCGUUGGGUUGGUCUUGGCCGCUGGAGGCGUUGAAGUCAAGCUGUUUGAUGGAGGCGCUGGAGGUGCGAAAAAUUCUGCUCCAAUUUGCAAGGGCAGAGACUAGAGGCGUCAGGCCUCGAUCUGAGGGUCUGGAGACAAGCAAUUUUGCAUCCCGCCGGACUGGUGGUGGAACACCAUGCAUCGUGCCGGACAAUGGUGUCUUCCCGAUGGGGAUGCCCACAUCAUGGCGGUUUGGACGGCUGCCGGCGAUUUUGGUGGAGAGGGAAGCAUGCUGGUGGGUCCUGGGGCUUCUUGGGCUGCUAGUUCUGAAAUCAAGUUUUGGGCUAGAAUCUCUUGGAUCCGGCAUGAGCAUUGGGUCUUUGUACCCAUUCUUCAAUUAGUUUUGUUUUUUAACUAGCCUAUUACUAUGCAAGAUUAGUUCAUAGUUAUAGGCUCACUUUAAAUAAGUGAGCGAUAAGUUCGAAUAUAGUAGGUCUAUCCUAUGUACCACUGUGGCUCCUCCACGAAUUCUUGUCUGGCCAUUGUUAUGUGUCAGCGGAUGGGUAUGUAAUGGCCUUCUUGGCAUGAGUUAUUAUUAUCAAUGGAUUUCCAUUAUUCAAAAAAAAAAA
Molecule: messenger RNA, 1893 nt
Organism: Rosa chinensis
Lineage: Eukaryota; Viridiplantae; Streptophyta; Magnoliopsida; Rosales; Rosaceae
Exons: 2
Coding region: 763-1665 (300 amino acids)
Source: RefSeq, a predicted model, not a curated record